CAUAAAUCGGCAGGUUCCCUGUCAGGCGCUUUUAGAGCGCUCUACAGUUGAAGGCGAGGUUCGGCCGGGAGGUUUCAGCAGAGGUGGCGGCGACGGCAGCGAAAAGAGAAUGAAGGCGGCAGUCUGGGUGCUGCUGGGCACGAUGCUGGGCAGGUGUCGCUUGGAGGGGGAAGCCCAGCAGUCCAUGCAGUGUGGUAUUGAGAAUGGGCCUUCUGCUGAGUUGGAGGAGAGGCACAGCUUAACACCAUCAGACCUUGAUAAUAUCAGUGCCAGAAUUGUUGAAACAGAAGGAACAAGUCAAUUAAACAUUACCUGGACCAUCAGUGCCGAUGCCAGCAUUAGAACACUGAGGGCCACGAAGAUAUGCAUAUCAACAUUCAGUCACCCAAUAUGUAUUAGGUGUGAUUAUUUAAAAACUUUUGAAAGCCAGUCCAAGUUUGCGGAUCAAAAAUGGCAGUUCUACUAUGUUGGAUUUCCUGUAGAAGAAAAUACCAUUUACUACAUUUAUGGCUACAACCUACCACCAGCAAACCCAUAUGAGGAUCCUCCAUCAAAGUUAGUAACAGUGACUUCUCCAGACUGUGAAGAUGAUAUAUUGAAAUACAGCAAAACUUGCAUAGAAAAAGGAAGUUUAUGGGAUCCAAACAUAACCAUAUGUAAAAUGGAUUCAGAAAUAGAAGUGAAUUUUACAGCUAGUCCCUUGAGUUCCAUUUACACAAUCCUCAUUUGUGAGUCUGAAGAUGAAUGCAGUGAUCUAACUCAUAAAACUGCAUCUAAUAUCAAGAAGAAUGAUACUAGAGUUUCUGAAAGAAUACCAGUGGAUAAUCCAAGCAACAAAAACUACAUAGAGCUAACUCCUUAUUUUCCAAGAUGUGAAAAUGAUUGCCAAAGGCACUCUGAGUACCAGAUUAAAUGUACAGAAAAACCUUCCAUUGGAGCCAUCAAGACACAUUCAUUAGGAGUAUAUGUUUGCAUACUUGCUGCGGUGUUUGUGAAAGUGUGUGUAAUUGCUGCAGUUCUGUAUGUCAAGAAGACACAUGGUACAGUCAGGAUGUGUCCUCUUUUCCAUUCUUCAGUACAACAAACGCCUGCUAAAAUCCUUGUUAUAUAUCCCCCCGACGUCUGCAUUCACCAUACUGUCCUCGCUUUUGCUGAGUUUCUACGUGAACACUGCCAAAGUGAUGUUGUUAUAGAUGUGUGGCAGAAAAGGAGAAUUGCUGAAAUAGGACCAGUGCAGUGGCUUACUACUCAGAAAGAAUUAGCCGAUAAAGUAAUUUUUCUCACCCCAAGCCAUCUAGGGCCUGCAUGUGAUUCAGGUUGUAAAAGAUCUAUAGAAGGUCAUGGUGAGAACUCUGAAUGUAUGUUCACUCUUGCAUAUAACCUUUUCUGUAGUGACUGGAAAAUUCAGUCUUCUCUCCACAAAUACAUGGUAGUUUCUUUCAGUGAUGCACACUCAAAUGAAAGUCUCCCAAGUGCCUUGACUAUCUGUCCAAAAUAUUUUCUAAUGAAGGAUUUUGAUUCCUUUCUUAGAGAGCUUUACCUUUCACAAAGUUCCAGCUGUAGUAAAGGCAGCAGGUCGAAAGGACUAUUGUCUCAUUUAAAGAGUAAAUUUCAGAUAUAGUACUGUAACAGGUAAUAAAACUCAAAACAAAAAUUCAGUACCUGAUAGUAAUAUCUCCUCUUUCGCUCUUUCCUCUCCUAUUAAGGAGCUAGUUUUGUAUACUGAUCAUUUUCAGACAACUGCCACUGAUCUGAAAUAUUUCUAAAGCUGUUCCUGUGUGCUGAUUCUGUUUUCUGAAGUACACAGAAUUGGAUAUUACGAUGUAGUAGCCUAGAGGUACAACUACUGCUUUUCCACCAGUCCUGAAAUCAGUCACUCACACAGUAGCAACCAGACACAGAACAAGAGGGAAGUUGACUGUCAGAAAGAGGGGCCAAGCCUCAGUGGAGUUGAGCAGUGCCCAGCAUGUUCACGUGAAAGGAUUGAUUAGCAGAUGAUGUGGAAGACCACUUGAGAUUCGGCAGAGCUGCUGCCAGUCAGGCUAGGCAAUACUGACUGAAGAUCUGAAACAGUAUAAGGCAGUGUUGUGUGUUCAGGAACAAUUAUUGUUUUGUCGUAGCAGGUGACUAACAAGCACAAGUGUCUUACAGGAUUCUGUAAAAAAUGUGUUCUACUACUAAAAUACAUUUAUAACUCUUUUCUGAGUAAAAAUAAACUGGU
This is a messenger RNA of Eublepharis macularius, 2221 nucleotides long. RefSeq names its product interleukin 17 receptor B (gene IL17RB). Lineage: Eukaryota; Metazoa; Chordata; Lepidosauria; Squamata; Eublepharidae. Gene Ontology annotation, molecular function: interleukin-17 receptor activity. The record is from RefSeq and is a predicted model, not a curated record. The transcript is spliced from 11 exons. The coding region runs from base 110 to 1621 and encodes 503 amino acids.